UGUCGUGAUUCAAAAGAUAACACAGUUGUGUUAGUCUCUAUCUUUCUUUACAAACACAAGUCCGCCAUUGAUUCGGGUUACUGUUGAGUUAUAAGCCCAGGAAAUAAUACACAGGUGUAAGCCUAGGAAAUACACAGGUGUAAGCUUAGAAAAUACAUAGGUGUAAGUUCAGGAAAUACACAGGUGUAAGCUUAGGAAAUACACAGGUGUAAGCUUAGUAUAUACACAGGUGUAAGCCCAGGAAAUAUACAGGUGUAAGCCCAGGAAAUACACAGGUGUAAGCCAAGGAAAUACACAGGUAAGUUUGUCAUGAUUUAGAGGAUCUUACAUCUCGUGAGUUGUUAGUGACGUGUUCAGAACACAAAAGAAUCGGCUUAAUCUUCAUGUGAAUAAAGUUAUGGAAACUGGCCUGUGGUCAAUUCAUGGACAACUGGUCUGUGGUCAAUUCAUGGACAACUGGUCUGUGGUCAAUUCAUGGACAACUGGUCUGUGGUCAAUUCAUUGACAACUGGUCUGUGGUUAAUUCAUGGACAACUGGUCUGUGCUCAAUGCAUGGACAACUGGCCUGUGGUCAAGUCAUGGACAACUGGUCUGUGGUCAAUUCAUGAACAACUGGUCUGUGGUCAAUUCAUGGACAACUGGUAUGUGGUCAAUUCAUGGACAACUGGUCUGUGGUCAAGUCAUGGACAAAUGGUCUGUGGUCAAUUCAUGAACAACUAGUCCUUAGUUAAGUCAUGAACAACUCGUUUGGGGUCAUUCAUGGACUACUAGCCUGUGUUCAAUUCAUGGACAACUGGUCUGUGGACAAUUCAUGAAAAACUAGUCCUUGGUUAAGUCAUGGACAACUAGUCUAAGUCAAUUCAUAGACAAUUGAUCUUUGGUUACAAAAAUUAGACUGCUAUUUUACUAAUUGGGACCACGAAUUAAGAGUUGACCAAAUUAAUUUUACUGUAUAAAAUAAUCAACAACUUUAAGAAAGUACUAUUCGAUUUUUAAUCGAGCUUUAAAUGUUUGUUUUUAUAAUGAUCCUGGGCUUAGGGCUGAUUUCGGCAAAUUCCUACCAAUAAUGUUAAGUCAACAUACUAGAAUUGAGACACGUAUUGGAUUGGGUCGCGACUUAGUAGUUCGCUGAUGAAGAGUUUAAUAAGGUGUAUGAACAAGUAGAUACAUUUUGUUUUCCUCUACCCACAAGUCAAAGAAGAUACAGAUGCAAAGAAUUUUUUGAAUACUUGAAAUAUUAUUGAAUAGUUUUCUCAUUUUGGCUUGAACUUGGUUUAUCUCGGUCCUUUAGUUUACCUUAAUUUUCUUUAUCUGUCUCUUAGUUGAACCUUAAUUUGUUUAUCUGUCAUUUAGUUUAAACUUACUUUGAUUAUCUAUAAUUUAGUUUAAACUAACUUUGUUUAUUUGUCAUUUAGUUUCAACUAACUUUGUUUAUUUAAAAUUUAGUUUAACCUAACUUUGUUUAUAUGCAAUUUAGUUUACAUAACUUUGUUUAUAUGUAAAGUAGUGUACCUAUCUUUGUUUAUAUGUAAUUUAUAUUAACCUACCUUUGUUUAUAUGUAAUUUAUAUUAACCUAACUUUGUUUAUAUGUAAUUUAUAUUAACCUACCUUUGUUUAUAUGUAAUUUAUAUUAACCUAACUUUGUUUAUAUGUAAUUUAUAUUAACCUAACUUUGUUUAUAUUUAAUUUAGUUUACCUAACUUUUUUAUCUGUCAUUUAGUUUAACCAAACUUUGUUUAUCUGUCAUUUAGUUUAAACUAACUUUGUUUAUCUGUCAUUUAGUUUCUCCAAAAUUUGUUUAUCUGACAAUUAGUUUCAACAAACUUUUUUAUCUGUCAUUUAGUUUCACCAAAUUGUGUUUAUCUGUCAUUAAGUUUCACAAAAUUUUGUUUAUCUGUCACUUAGUUUCACCAAAUUUUGUUUAUCUGUCAUUUAGUUUCACCAAAUUUUGUUUAUCUGUCAUUUAGUUUCACCAAAUUUUGUUUAUCUGUCAUUUAGUUUCAAAAACUUUGUUUAUCUGCCAUUUAGUUUCACCAAAUUUUGUUUAUCUGUCAUUUAGUUUCACCAAAUUUUGUUUAUCUGCCAUUUAGUUUCACCAAAUUUUGUUUAUCUGUCAUUUAAUUUCACCAAAUUUUGUUUAUCUGUCAUUUAGUUUCACCAAACUAUGUUUAUCUGUCAUUUAGUUUCACCAAACUUUGUUUAUCAGCCAUUUAGUUUCACCAAAUUUUUUUAUCUGCCAUUUAGUUUCACCAAACUUUGUUUAUCUGUCAUUUAGUUUCACCAAACUUUGUUUAUCUGUCAUUUAGUUUCACCAAAUUUUGUUUAUCUGUCAUUUAGUUUCACCAAAUUUUAUUUAUCUGUCAUUUAGUUUCACCAAACUUUGUUUAUCUGUCAUUUAGUUUCACCAAACUUUGUUUAUCAGCCAUUUAGUUUCACAAAUUUUGUUUUUCUGUCAUUUAUUUUCACCAAUUUUUGUUGAUCUGUCAUUUAGUUUCACCAAAUUUUGUUUAUCUGUCAUUUAGUUUCACCAAAUUUUGUUUAUCUGUCAUUUAGUUUCACCAAACUUUGUUUAUCUGUCAUUUAGUUUCACCAAACUUUGUUUAUCUGCCAUUUAGUUUCACCAAAUUUUGUUUAUCUGUCAUUUAGUUUCACCAAACUUUGUUUAUCUGUCAUUUAGUUUCACCAAACUUUGUUUAUCUGUCAUUUAGUUUCACCAAACUUUGUUUAUCUGCCAUUUAGUUUCACCAAAUUUUGUUUAUCUGUCAUUUAGUUUCACCAAACUUUGUUUAUCUGUCAUUUAUUUUCACCAAACUUUGUUUAUCUGUCAUUUAGUUUCACCAAAUUUUGUUUAUCUGUCAUUUAGUUUCACCAAACUUUGUUUAUCUGUCAUUUAUAUUCACCAAAUUUUGUUUAUCUGACAUUUAGUUUCACCAAAUUUUGUUUAUCUGUCAUUUAAUUUCACCAAAUUUUGUUUAUCUGUCAUUUAGUUUCACCAAAUUUUGUUUAUCUGCCAUUUAGUUUCACCAAAUUUUGUUUAUCUGCCAUUUAGUUUCACCAAAUUUUGUUUAUCUGUCAUUUAGUUUCACCAAAUUUUAAUUAUCUGUCAUUUAGUUUCACCAAACUUUGUUUAUCUCUCAUUUAGUCUCACCAAACUUUGUUUAUCUGCCAUUUAGUUUCACCAAAUUUUGUAUAUCUGUCAAUUAGUUUCAACAAACUUUUUUAUCUGUCAUUUAGUUUCACCAAAUUUUGUUUAUCUGUCAUUUAGUUUCACCAAAUUUUGUUUAUCUGCCAUUUAGUUUCACCCAAUUUUGUUUAUCUGUAAUUUAGUUUCACCAAAUUUUGUUUAUCUGCCAUUUAGUUUCACCAAAUUUUGUUUAUCUGUCAUUUAGUUUCACCAAAUUUUGUUUAUCUGUCAUUUAGUUUCACCAAAUUUUGUUUAUCUGUCAUUUAGUUUCACCAAAUUUUGUUUAUCUGUCAUUUAGUUUCACCAAAUUUUGUUUAUCUGUCAUUUAGUUUCACCAAAUUUUGUUUAUCUGUCAUUUAGUUUCACCAAAUUUUGUUUAUCUGUCAUUUAGUUUCACCAAAUUUUGUUUAUCUGUCAUUUAGUUUCACCAAAUUUUGUUUAUCUGUCAUUUAGUUUCACCAAAUUUUGUUUAUCUGUCAUUUAGUUUCACCAAAUUUUGUUUAUCUGUCAUUUAGUUUCACCAAAUUUUGUUUAUCUGUCAUUUAGUUUCACCAAAUUUUGUUUAUCUGUCAUUUAGUUUCACCAAAUUUUGUUUAUCUGUCAUUUAGUUUCACCAAAUUUUGUUUAUCUGUCAUUUAGUUUCACCAAAUUUUGUUUAUCUGUCAUUUAGUUUCACCAAAUUUUGUUUAUCUGUCAUUUAGUUUCACCAAAUUUUGUUUAUCUGUCAUUUAGUUUCACCAAAUUUUGUUUAUCUGUCAUUUAGUUUCACCAAAUUUUGUUUAUCUGUCAUUUAGUUUCACCAAAUUUUGUUUAUCUGUCAUUUAGUUUCACCAAAUUUUGUUUAUCUGUCAUUUAGUUUCACCAAAUUUUGUUUAUCUGUCAUUUAGUUUCACCAAAUUUUAUUUAUCUGUCAUUUAGUUUCACCAAACUUUGUUUAUCUGUCAUUUAGUUUCACCAAACUUUGUUUAUCAGCCAUUUAGUUUCACAAAUUUUGUUUAUUUGUCAUUUAGUUUCACCAAAUUUUGUUUAUCUGUCAUUUAGUUUCACCAAAUUUUGUUUAUCUGUCAUUUAGUUUCACCAAAUUUUGUUUAUCUGACACUUAGUUUCACCAAAUUUUGUUUAUCUGUCAUUUAGUUUCACCAAACUUUGUUUAUCUGUCAUUUAGUUUCACCAAAUUUUGUUUAUCUGUCAUUUAGUUUCAAAAACUUUGUUUAUGUCAUUUAGUUUCACCAAAUUUUGUUUAUCUGUCACUUAGUUUCACCAAAUUUUGUUUAUCUGCCUUUUAGUUUCACCAAAUUUUGUUUAUCUGUCAUUUAGUUUCAUCAAACUUUGUUUAUCUGUCAUUUAGUUUCACCAAACUUUGUUUAUCUGCCAUUUAGUGUCACCAAAUUUUGUUUAUCUGUCAUUUAGUUUCACCAAACUUUGUUUAUCUGUCAUUUAAUUUCACCAAACUUUGUUUAUCUGUCAUUUAGUUUCACCAAACUUUGUUUAUCUCUCAUUUAGUCUCACCAAACUUUGUUUAUCUGCCAUUUAGUUUCAGCAAAUUUUGUUUAUAGUUCAUUUAGUUUCACCAAACUUUGUUUAUCUGUCAUUUAUAUUCACCAAAUUUUGUUUAUCUGUCAAUUAGUUUCAACAAACUUUUUUAUCUGUCAUUUAGUUUCACCUAAUUUUAUUUAUCUGUCAUUUAGUUUCACCAAAUUUUGUUUAUCUGUCAUUUAGUUUCACCAAAUUUUGUUUAUCUGUCAUUUAGUUUCACCAAAUUUUGUUUAUCUGCCAUUUAGUUUCACCAAAUUUUGUUUAUCUGUCAUUUAGUUUCACCAAAUUUUGUUUAUCUGUCAUUUAAUUUCACCAAACUAUGUUUAUCUGUCAUUUAGUUUCACCAAAUUUUGUUUAUCAGCCAUUUAGUUUCACCAAAUUUUGUUUAUCUGCCAUUUAGUUUCACCAAACUUUGUUUAUCUGUCAUUUAGUUUCACCAAACUUUGUUUAUCUGUCAUUUAGUUUCACCAAAUUUUGUUUAUCUGUCAUUUAGUUUCACCAAACUUUGUUUAUCAGCCAUUUAGUUUCACAAAUUUUGUUUAUCUGCCAUUUAGUUUCACCAAAUUUUGUUUAUCUGUCAUUUAGUUUCACCAAAUUUUGUUUAUCUGUCACUUAGUUUCACCAAACUUUGUUUAUCUAUCAUUUAGUUUCACCAAACUUUGUUGAUCUGUCAAUUAGUUUCACCAAACUUUUUUAUCUGUCAUUUAGUUUCACCAAACUUUGUUUAUCUGUCAAUUAGUUUCACCAAAUUUUUUUAUCUGUCAUUUAGUUUCACCAAACUUUGUUUAUCUGUCAUUUAGUUUUACCAAACUUUGUUGAUCUGUCAUUUAGUGUCACCAAACUUUGUUGAUCUGCCAUUUAGUUUCACCAAACUUUGUUUAUCUGUCAUUUAGUUUCACCAAACUUUGUUGAUCUGUCAAUUAGUUUCAACAAACUUUUUUAUGUCAUUUAGUUUCACCAAACUUUGUUUAUCUGUCAUUUAGUUUCACCAAACUUUGUUUAUCUGUCAUUUAGUUUAAGCAAACAUUGUUUAUUUGUAUUUUAGUUUUAACAAACAUUGCUUAUCUGCCACUUAGUUUCACGUUAUCAUUUUUCUGAGAAAGACGUUUUUACUCAGAAACAAAAAUGAAAUUUGUGAGUGGCGUGACAAAUGUGGGGAAUGGCGGGGGUUGGGGGGCGUUGAGGCAGACUACUAUCGACGAUGAUUCUCACACUUACUACAGGAGAUUUUGUGAUCAAUAAUAGUGGCCCGUGUGGGGGGAGGGUGGGGGUGGGGGUAGGGGGUCUUAGUAAGAUGGAAACUUUCUUACAAAAAUAAAAUAUGGACGAUGCAUCAUAUCACUGCUACUUUACAUAUAUGGUCUAUAUUUCAAAUGAAGUCUAUCUACUUUACAUAUAUAGUCUAUAUUUCAUAUGUAGUCGAUCUACUUUUAAUAUGUAAUCUAUCUACUUACAUAUAUAGUCUUUAUUAUUUACAUAAUAAUUUAGUCUAGUAAACGGAGGCUAUGUUACAGUAUGUUGAUAACAUAAUGAUAGACAGUUGCGUAACUAGGGUGGCGGUAAAUUCCUGGUGUCUCUGCCACCCCCCGCCCCUCUUCUGUACUUGCACCAAGUAAAAAAUAAUCAGUUCACACAGAACCGCUUAUCUUACAAAAUAGCUGAUACCAUUGUUUGUAAAAGUAAGUCCUAAAGGAACGAAAGACAUAAGAGGAAACAUGGAAAGAAUGUCAACCGGUGCAGCCUUACUCCAUUAGUGACGCCCGAGAUAAUAAAGUAUUUCUUUUGCAAAAUAGCUGUUCCCACACAUGAAUUGAUAUCUAACAUAGAUGGUUUGGACGAGUUUCAACAGAAUCCCUUUAAAUAAUUGGUUUGGUUCCCUGUUUUAACAAGAUCACCUUCACGUUCACAUUUACGAGGUGUGCUACUUCUUCAAUCAAACGUUACAAAGAAAUGUCUACAUGUUGGUUAUUGUCUCAUAAAACUAUGAAUUAAAUUUUGUUUGAAAGAAAGCAGACAUGCUAUAUGCUGUUUGAAAGAAAGCAGACAUGCUAUAUGCUGUCUCAAAGAAAGCAGACAUGCUAUAUGCUGUUUGAAAGAAAGCAGAUAGGCUAUAUGCUGUUUGAAAGAAAGCAAACAUGCUAUAUGUUGUUUAAAAGAAAGCAGACAUUCUAUAUGCAGUUUGAAAGAAAUCAGAAAUGCUAUAUGUUGUUUGAAAGAAAGCAGAUAGGCUAUAUGCUGUUUGAAAGAAAGCAGACAUGCUAUAUGCUGUUUGAAAGAAAGCAGACAUGCUAUAUGCUGUUUGAAAGAAAGCAGACAUGCUAUAUGCUGUCUGAAAGAAAGCAGAUAUGCUAUAUGAUGUUUGAAAGAAAGCAGACAUGCUAUAUGCUGUUUGAAAGAAAGCAGGCAUGCUAUAUGCUGUUUGAAAGAAAGCAGACUUGCUAUAUGCUGUUUGAAAGAAAUCAGACAUGCUAUAUGUUGUUUGAAAGAAAGCAGACAUUCUAUAUGCAGUUUGAAAGAAAUCAGACAUGCUAUAUGCUGUUUGAAAGAAAUCAGACAUGCUAUAUGUUGUUUGAAAGAAAGCAGACAUUCUAUAUGCAGUUUGAAAGAAAUCAGACAUGCUAUAUGUUGUUUGAAAGAAAGGAGAUAUGCUAUAUGCUGUUUGAAAGAAAGCAGACAUGCUAUAUGCUGUUUGAAAGAAAGCAGACAUGCUAUAUGCUGUUUGAAAGAAAGCAGACAUGCUAUAUGCUGUUUGAAAGAAAGCAGACAUGCUAUAUGCUGUUUGAAAGAAAGCAGACAUGCUAUAUGCUGUUUGAAAGAAAGCAGACAUGCUAUAUGUUUUUUGAAAGAAAGCAGACGUGCUAUAUGCUGUUUGAAAGAAAGCAGACAUGCUAUAUGCUGUUUGAAAGAAAGCAGACAUGCUAUAUGCUGUUUGAAAGAAAUCAGACAUGCUUUAUGUUGUUUGAAAGAAAGCAGACAUGCUGUGUGCUGUUUUACAACUCUAACAAGUAGGCUUGGCAAUACCAAAUACUUGUAUAGGAAAUAAGUUGGUUAUCAUAAGGAUGUUAUCUACACACCUUUGACACUGCGUGUUUGAUGAUACGGCACUAAAUAUAUGCAUGUGUCAUCAAAUACUGCCGACAGUCCCUUAUCAAAGCUGAGAUUAAAGAGUCUAUUCGGUUGGUUUAAAUGUUUUUUAUCUUUUCGCGCGUUCACAAUAUUUACAAAUAGAUAAACUUUACCUGGAUCGAAUUGUUUACUCUGGGAAUCUUGUUCUACAAACUCCAUUAGCGAGAGUGGAGAGGUGGCCAAGUGGUAUAUUAGGAAACAGGCGCAUAUAACGGAGGGGGGGAGGGAAUAAAAUAUAAAACUGACCUGAUUUUUGAAUUUUCAUGACGUAAUAACUCAUUUGGUCACAAAGAUUAUCUAUACAAUUUGGAAUAAUGCCGACCUUGAAAAAUGCAUACAUUGGAGAGCAGCUUAAGAUAUGUCUCUAUGAUCAACUCAAAGAUUAGUUGCUAACAAAUUUUUAAAAAAUAUUGAACUAUCACAAUUCAUUCAUCUGCAAAUAUGAAAACACAUUUUAAUUUCAACUCAAAGCAACGUUGCCCGCUGUCAAUCAGUACACCAACAUUUUUAUUUUCAACUCAAAGCGGGGUUGCCCACUGACCAUCAGUACACCAACAUUUCAUUUCAACUUGACACAAAAGACAAGUCCAUUAGCGUCUCUAAUGUGACACAAAUUUACGUGGCCAUGGACGUAUAUAAUUUGACCCUAAAUAAAGUGUACAUGGACGUCCAUAAUUUGAACCAAAGAACGUGGCCAUGAACGUCCAUAAUUUGGCACCAAAUGGACUGGCCAUAAACGACCUUAAAACGAUUAGAACGGCCAUAAAAAAGAGAGAUGUCUUUAGAGCUUUUAAAGCGAAACAAAAAAAUGCCUUUUUAAAAUUAUUUUUCAACAUUUUCAUUUUUUAAAUUAUUUUUUAAUAUUAUAUAAAAACUUCUAUGAUGAUCACAGGAUCAAUUAAAAUCUGAUCCAAGCGCCAUUUCAUGAACUAACUCUUUGUAAAGGACAUUACUUCAUACGUCACAGCGCCCCGUGUUGAGUCUAUCUUUUGACUAAUAAUGUUUAAUUUUUCUCUCGCUCAAUUCCCGACCAAACACAAACAAACUCGCGCCAUCUCAAAAACCUUUUCACAUCCCAAAAACUUUCCUUGGACGAACAAUAUCUCCGGAUCCAGGCAUUUCCCGUGGCCGAAAUGAAUUUCUUCCACACUGAAUACUCUCAGAAGCACGUCUAAACAAAAAAGUUUCACAGUCUCCUUCACAAUUACUGACAUCUCGCCACGUAUUACAAGCUACAUCGCAUUACUACGAUAUCGAUCACAUAAUAUACGUCAUCAGAGUAUUUUACGAGAUCUUCAGCCAAUUGUUUUCAAUAAUCUCCUAGAAACUAAUGCUGGUGCUAUGGUACUGACCAAAACAUCAGCAAAUUAAUAUUUAAUUCAUUUGACGAUUGCUCCAGACAAACAUUGGGCGAAAGUAAUAUGAAAAAAGUUUGUAAAUGUCACUGUUUUCAAAUUAGGCCAAGAGUAUAGACUCGUUUGUUGUUGAAAAAAAUAUAUGUUUUAUAAAUGGUUAUAUUAAUAGACUAAUCUAAUUGAAUGCUGACGUGGCGUGGGGUACAUGGCAUGAAUUUGGUGGGGUAAAUGAGUUGGGUGGGGCGUGAUACAAUAACUGGUUUGGGGCUGUACAUGACAUGAAUUAGGUGUGGCACAUGACUAAGGUGGGGUGUGGUACAUGAUCUGGUUGGGAUGUGGUACAUUAACUAGUUUAGGGUAAUACAUGACAUGGAUGUGUGUGGUACAUGACAUGGAUAUGGUGUGCCCCAGGACGUGGGUGGGAUUUAGUAUAUGACACAAGACGGAUGGCCUCCAUCACAUGAGCAGGGUGUUGUACAAGCUCAUUUCAUUUAAUGAAAAUUAUGUCAACGUUUUAACACCAAAGAUGAUACUUGAUGUGUUUCAGACCAGUGGCUAAAUGUACAUCCUAGGACUUUCACUGUCAGCCUUCUUUGCUAUUUGUCUAGGACUCAAUGAUGGUAAGAAGUCUUUAUAAGUUUAGGUCUGCGAUUUAGUGAUGGAAUGAUGUCUGUAUUAGUCUAUGUCUAGGACUUACUGAUGGUAUGAUGCAUGUGUAAGUCUAUGUCUAAAACUCAGUCAUGGAAAUAUGUCUAAUAAAUUCAUGUCUGGGAUUAAGUGAUGGUAUGAUGUUUGUAUUGGUCUAUGUCUGUAAUUUAGUGAUGGUAGAAUGUCUGUAUAAGUUCGUGUUUAAGACUUAGAGAUGGUAAGAUUUCUGUAUACGUCUAUGUCUAAGACUCAGUGAUGGCAUGAUGUCUGUAUAAGUAUAUGUCUGUAAUUUAGUGAUGGUAAGAUGUCUGAAUAAGUCUAUGUCUAUGAAUUAGUGAUGGUAAAAUAUCUGUAUAAGUUUCCAGACCACCAAGUUAGUUGAUAAAUAACAACGGGAAAGACUUUUGAAAAGUCAGGAAAAGCUUUGAAAAUAAAACAACAAUCACACAUUUAGUAUCGCAAACUCAUCUCUCCUAUCAAAUGCAACAUCAGGGAUUAACCACCUCACGGCAAAUGCAACUCAACAAUCAGGGGGUAAACAGCUCAAGACAAUUGCAGUUCAACAAUCAUGGGGUAACCAGCUCACUGCAAAUGUAGUUCAACAAUCAGAUGGUAUCCAGCUAAUUGGACAUGCAGUUAACAAUCAACCUUUGAAAAUAAAAAUAGAUGUAACGUUUAGCUGUAAAACCCCCAAACAUUUAAAUAUGACCUGAUGGCAGAUUUAAUGAAUUCAGUCAUUAAAAACAUUCAAUAAUUUCAUUUUUUUCAAUCAUUAAAUAUAUUCAGUCAUUUAAUGAAUCCAAUCUGUUAAUUUAUUCAUUCUUUAAUGAAUUCCAUGAAAAAAUGUAUUGGAUCAUAGAAUGUAUUUUUUCAAUUAACGUAUUCAAUCAAUUAAUCAAUUAAUGAAUUGAAUUGUUUAAUGAUUUAAUAGUUCAAUUAUUAAAUGAAUUCAAUAAUUUAAUGUAUUCAAUCAUGUAAGUAUUUUAAUCAUUUAAUUAAUGCAUUCAAUUAUAUAAGGAAAGACCAGGUCAACAUGCAUCUAUGAGCUCAACAGUCCAUCAAAUAGAACUCCCCCUAUAUUUACAUUUUAAAGUAUACGAGAAGGUUGUUUAUAGCCUGGAUAUAGACACCUUGAGGAAGCUCAAUCGGCACUAUGGAGUACCAUGAAAACUAGUCAGAAACAUUCAGAGUCCCUACGAAGAAAAAACAUGCAGUGUUGUACACGAAAGUAGACUCACAGAUGAUUUCAACGUAGAAACUGGAGAUAGACAAGGAUGUCUCUUGUUCCCAUUCCUAUUCAUCCUCACCAUUGACUGGAUAAUGAAAAAUCCACCGACAAACAGGGGAUUGGGACACAGUGGACACUCAGGGAACAACUGAAUGACCUAUAGGGACACAGUGGACACUCAGGGAACAACUGAAUGACCUAGACUCUGCAGACGACAUUGCACUUCUGUCCCACAACCAGCAAAAAAUACAGGAAGAGACAAAAGACGUAGCCAUCAUUUUAGCACUGCUCGGACUCUAUAUAAAUAAAACAAAGACGAAGAUCAUGAAGAUAAACUCAGCCAACCAAGAGCAUAUCUCUCUGGCAGAAAAGGCACUGGAAGAAGUGGAGUUCUUCAUAGACUUAGGCGGCACCCUCGACUUAGGCGGCACCAUCGACUUAGAAGGCCGAUCCAACGUGGAUGUAAUAGUUAGAAUUUGAAAAGCUAGAACGGCAUUUUGUGCUAUUAAAGAAAAUAUGGGAGUCGAAUGAGCUGAAGCUGCAAACCAAAACCAGAAUCUUUCAAACUAAUGUCAAAACAGUUCUAAUAUAUGGAGCAGAAACUUUGUAAAAUAAAGCGAGCAUUACGGAGAAAGUGCAUACUAUCAUAGCACACGCCCUAGGAACAUAGUGGCUAUCAAACGGCCAAAUAGCAUCACCUACAAAGACCUCCUAGAAAGGACAUACCAGAUGCCCAUUAAUCAAGGCAUCAUAAAGAAAAGAUGGAGGUGGGUUUGACAUACUCUCCGAAAAACCCAAGAUAGCAUCACCAUACAAUCCCUAACAUGGAAUCCACAAAGAGAAGGAAAGAGGUGAAGGCCUAAGAAUACAUGGAGACAAAAGUUAGAGGUAGAAACUCAAAAUAUAACAUACACCUGGACGCAAUUGGAAAGGCAAGCACAGCACCGUGAUGAAUGGAAAAUUAUUGUGGACCGCCUAUUCCCCAGGCGGAGUAAAAAGAAGAAAAAAUAUGAAAUAAUGCAUUAAAUCAUUAAAUGUAUUUAAAUAAUUCCAUACUUUAAUUUGUUCAAUCAUUUAAUUUAUUAUAUUAUUUAAUAAGCACAAUCUUUUAGUGUACUCAAUUAUGUGUGUAUAUUUUGUAAUAUUUCCUUUUUCUUUAAUUUGUUAUCAGUUCAAACUUGGAAGCACGUGAACUUGAGAGCCGGUCAGCAAGUAAGGCUCGUGUCCACUCCUGUCAAUGUCUCCUCCAAAAUAUCAUGGUACGUCACCAUUGCUGGCGUGGAGCAUGGGGCCGGAGUCUGUCAGCUAGAGAUGACUCCCGACAACAACGUCACAGCUGGCGGCAGUAACUACACGUGUAUUAACACAUUGGCUCACUUGGACGGGAUAGUAAGCAUCCAGAAGGGUGAGUUUGUGGUCAUUGUCAUAAUCCGGCAUGGUAAAGGUCUUGUCGUUGUCCUAUGUCCACCAUCGUCAAUGUCCGGUUUGUGUUCUAUGCACAGCCUUUUAAAUGACCAGUCACUGAAUUCACUGGCACACACAAAGAAGAAAAAAACACCUACCCACCAUAUGUGUGAAAUUUAAAUGAAGUGUAGAAUCUAAAGUAAAAUAAAACAGCAUAAUAUAAUUAUUAUUAUAAUGGGUUUUAUAUAGCGUGGUACCACAGCCUAGGGCUGGGCUCGCGACAUAUAAUGUAUAUAUAUUUAACAAACAUAAUCAAAAACUUAAAAAAAUUAUUUAAACUACAUAAAGUAAAUAAAACAAACCAAAUGCAUCUUUAAAACUAUUUAUAUUUCAAGGCAUGCACGACAUCCAGAAGAUCGUUUUUCUGUCAGAAUCAAAAUUUCCUUCAGAAAAAAUAACUUAAAGAAAUAUCUAUAUAAGAAUGAGCUAGGGUGACAUAACGCCAAGAGGGGGAUAUGAUUUAAGUACGUUCGGAUUCCUAAAAACUAUCAUUGUUAUUUUCUAUUAUUUUACGGAAAUCGAAUAAAUUUAAAUCCAAAAAAAAUUAUUAUAAGUUCGCAUUUAUUUUAGUAAAGGUUUAAGUAUUAUUAUUAAAAAUUACAAAUACAUUUAAAGUAUCAACUAAGGAACUAUUUUAAGCAUUUUAUAUGUGUUUGAAAGUUAUGGAAAAAAAAAUGAAAAAAAAAUAAUGAUCAAAGAAUGACAUCGUAAUCACAUUUAUCAAGGAAACCCUAACAUCAAUCGUUUUUAGUGCGUCUUUUAGUGCAUUGUUAACGUUGCCAAUUUAAAUUAAAAUUAAUGUUCUCUAAAUAAUCAUGCAAAUGACGACAUAGCGCUAAAUAGUCUAUUUCGCCAAACUCUUAGGUUUCUUUAAAUUUAAUAACCGCGCGUGACAAACUGAUUAUGUAUUUUCCCUUCUAAAAAGUAAAAUUAAUAAAUACAAUUGAUUGCUUUUAAAAUUGUUAAUAAAACACACACACAUUUUUUAUUUGUAUAUUUUAACAUUUAAAAAAUUGUGCCUUUUUUACUCCAAAAAUAUACUUUUAUUAAAUUUAUAACGUAAUAAAAAUUUAACUGUAAAUAUAAUUAUAAUAAGAAAAUGCAGUUUUAGCCAAUCAGUGCAACGCUACUCCAUAGCCAAAUGGCAUUCACUAAUCCACUUAUACCUCAUAGAAAUAAGAACGAACCAUAUGAAGUGCAAAAUAUGUUAGUUUGGGUUUGGAAGGGACAACAAUCCGGUGAAAGAUUUUCUAAAUUUAUUUAAAUCUGGGUGGGGGACGGGUUGGUCACUUUGCCCCAGGCAGCACAAGAUACGUCUCAAAAUAAAGGAAUGAAUUUGAUAAAUAAUUAACCUUCUUAGGUACAUUCAUAUCGGAAAUAGGAAAUAGGAUGUGUACAUUUUUACAUGGAUGACAAUAUAUUUAAAUCCUAUGGUAUUACAUUUGUGAAAAAGAGAGAUGCUACAUUCUCUUUUUACUAAUAUGUGUACGUUCAUUUUGUCCAAGGCAGCAAAAGAAACGUCUCAAAUAAUGGGAUUAAAAAAAGAGAUGUUAAAUUCUCUUUUUACAAAUAAACAUUUGUUUACCAAUUAAGAAAAUCAAUGGCGUUAACAAAUCUUGGGUACAUUCACAUAACUAUAUCCAUUAAUAUCAAAACCAAUCAUUUUACACGCUUGAAAAUUAAAUUUUGGGGUAAUUUUUCAUUUUUUUAAAAAUGAAAAUAUAUUUUGUUGUUACUUUGCAAAAAGUAAAGAGAUGUGUAUUUUUCUGAGAUUAACAAUUUAAUUUUUUUUUUAAAGACGGUCAAAUGUGAUAUAAGCAUGAAAAGAAGUUGCAAGAUUCUUCUUAGAAAAAGAAUUCUUUGUUUUUACGAUUUUCUAAUAAUGUAUAAUUUUAAAAAAAGGCAAAUAUGGGUUUAAAUUUUUGAUGAAGAUAUCAAUGUAUAUCAAAUUCCUGUAAUACAAAAUAUAUUUAUAACAUAUCAAUUUUUUGUUGUAAGUUUAUGAUUAUUUUAAAAAAAUGUAAUUCAAUGGCACGAAAAGGGGUAAAUCUAAAGUUGUUCUCUAGCGUAGUAAUUGUCCCUCAAUUAAUUUCUUUAGUGACAAAAGUGAUAUAAUUAUUGAUAAUUUAGACUGGGUAAUUUAAGCUCAUGUUUAGAGGCGGAAAGUAGUUUAGGGGCGUGAAAAGGUGUAGGGUACGCGUAUCAUAUAUAGCAGAUAAACACUUCUCAAAACUUAAUGAUGUUAGAAACGUAAAUAUCAUUACAUCUUAAAAGUUAUGAAUUGGGAUGAGUUUUUGCAAAAGCAGUUAGAAAUUAUCGCAAAUGAAAAUGACCGACCAUUAUUAUCCGUCAUUGAUUCUAGUUUAUAAAUAUAUAUUAUCUUAACUAUAUUUCGAUCGUUUAAUGUAUUCAAUCGUUUUAUUAAUUCAAUCAUUUAAUGUAUUUAAUAAUUUAAUUAAAUGUAAUCAUUUAAUUUAGUCAAUCAUUUCAUGCAUUCAAUCAAUUAAUGAUUUCAAUAUAUAUAUAUAAAUGUAUUCAAUCGUUUUAUUAAUUCAAUCAUUUAAUGUAUUUAAUAAUUUAAUUAAAUGUAAUCAUUUAAUUUAGUCAAUCAUUUCAUGCAUUCAAUCAAUUAAUGAUUUCAAUAUAUAUAUAUAUAUAUAUAUAUAUAUAUAUAUAUAUAUAUAUAUAUAUAUAUAUAUAUAUAUAUAUAUAUAUAUAUAUAUAUAUAUAUCAGCAUUGUUAUCAAUUGACAAAAUAUAAAAAGACAAAAAAACAAGUACACAACAAAAUAAACUAAACAAUGUUACAUUACAUUUUUUUUUAAAUCUUAAGAAACUUAUUAUUUCUUUUCCUGAAAAAAAAAUGUUGUAUGUGUAAAUCCUACUCCCCCUACUUACUCCCUCCUCUGACCGAUGCUGCUGGCCGACGUCAAUGGCUUUACAUGUCAAAGUUCUGCGGUGGGUGGGGUGAAUAUACAUGUGUUUAAAUUCUGUUGUUAUACAGCUGGUCUUAAUACCUAAAUGCAUUUUACUUGAAUGUCAAGAUUAUGUCUCUUUUGCUCAUAUUUUUAUGUACAGCGUGGUGAGCUAAUCCCUAGGCUGGGGUAUCGCUCAAUAUAAGACAACUAAUAAUAAUGAUUAUAAUAAUAACAGUACUUAUUAAAAAAGUGCACACACAUAAGAUGGUAGGUGUACGUGACUAAACCGAUGAAAGUGUAUGUGCAUGAACUAAUGAAAGUGUACGUGCACGAACUAAUGAAAUUGUACGUGCGUGAACUAAUGAAAAUGUACAAGCAUGAACUAAUGAAAGUGUACAUUCAUGAACUAAUGAAAGUGUACGUGCAUGAACUAAUGAAAGUGUACGUGCAUGAACUAAUGAAAAUGUACAUGCAUGAACUAAUGAAAGUGUGCAUGCAUGAACUAAUGAAAAAGUACCUUCAUGACCUAAUGAAAGUGUACAUGCAUGAACUAAUGAAAGUGUACAUGCAUAAACUAAUGAAAGUGUACGUGCAUGAACUAAUGAAAGUGUACAUGCAUGAACUAAUGAAAGUGUAAGUGCAUGACCUAAUGAAAGUGUACAUGCAUGAACUAAUGAAAGUGUACGUGCAUGACCUAAUAAAAGUGUACAUACAUGACCUAAUAAAAGUGCACGUGCAUGACAUAAUGAAAGUGUACGUGCAAUAACUAAUGAAAGUGUACAUGCAUGAACUAAUGAAAGUGUACGUGCAUCAAAAAAUGAAAGUGUACGUGCAUGCGAUAAUGAAAGUGUACGUGCAUAAGUUAAUGAAAAAUUAAGUGCAUGAACUAAUGAAAGUGUACAACAAGGCACCUGAUAUCUUAAUGGGUUUCUGUUGUAGAUUUCGGUAAAAUUACAUCUUACUUGGAAUUACAUCAUGUGACUAGCAAUGUGACGCGUGUGAGAAGUGUACCCCACACACGUCCAGAGGACAACAGGAUUUGGAGUAUCACAGUCGUGGGUAAGCUCAGACAUCACAUUUGUGACAAUGUUCAUGUAUAAUAGUUGUUGCUAUGAUCAUAUAUCACUGUGGUGGGUGAGUUCAUAUAUCACAGUCGUGGGUAAGCUCAGAUAUCACAUUUGUGACAAUGUUCAUGUAUAAUAGUUGUUGCUAUGAUCAUAUAUCACAGUGGUGGGUAAGCUCAGACAUCGCAUUUGUGACAAUGUUCAUGUAUAAUAGUUGUUGCUAUGAUCAUAUAUCACAGUCGUGGGUAAGCUCAGACAACACAUUUGUGACAAUGUUCAUGUAUAAUAGUUGUUGCUAUGAUCAUAUAUCACAGUCGUUGGUAAGCUCAGACAUCACAUUUGUGACAAUGUUCAUGUAUAAUAGUUGUUGCUAUGAUCAUAUAUCACAGUGGUGGGUGAGUUCAUAUAUCAAUGUCGUGGGUAAGCUCAGACAUCACAUUUGUGACAAUGUUCAUGUAUAAUAGUUGUUGCUAUGAUAAUAUAUCACAGUGGUGGGUGAGUUCAUAUAUCACAGUCGUGGGUAAGCUCAGACAUUCCAUUUGUGACAAUGUUCAUGUAUAAUAGUUGUUGCUAUGAUCAUAUAUCACAGUGGUGGGUGAGUUCAUAUAUCACAGUAGUGGGUGAGUUCAUAUAUCACAGUGGUGGGUGAGUUCAUAUAUCACAGUCGUUGGUAAGCUCAGACAUCACAUUUGUGACAAUGUUCAUGUAUAAUAGUUGUUGCUAUGAUCAUAUAAAACAGUGGUGGGUGAGUUCAUAUAUCACAGUCGUGGGGUAGCUCACACAUCACAUUUGUGACGAUGUUCAUGUAUAAUUGUUGCUGCUAUGAUCAUAUAUCACAGUGGUGGGUGAGUUCAUUUAUCACAGUUGUUGGUAAGCACACACAUCACAUUUGUGACGAUGUUCAUGUAUAAUGGUUGUUGCUAUGAUCAUAUAUUAUGACAUUGGUGGGUGAGUUCAUAUAUCACAGUUGUUGGUAAGCUCAGACAUCACAUUUGUGACAAUGUUCAUGUAUAAUAGUUGUUGCUCUGAUCAUAUAUCACAGUGGUGGGUGAGUUCAUAUAUCACAAUCGUGGGUAAGCUCAGACAUCACAUUUGUGACAAUGUUCAUGUAUAAUAGUUGUUGCUAUGAUCAUAUAUCACAGUGGUGAGUGAGUUCAUAUAUCACAGUGGUGGGUGAGUUCAUAUAUCACAGUCGUGGGUAAGCUCAAACAUCACAUUUGUGACGAUUUUCAUGUAUAAUAGUUGUUGCUAUGAUCAUAUAUCACAGUGGUGGGUGAGUUCAUAUAUCACAGUCGUGGGUAAGCUCAAACAUCACAUUUGUGACGAUUUUCAUGUAUAAUAGUUGUUGCUAUGAUCAUAUAUCACAGUGGUGGGUGAGUUCAUAUAUCACAGUCGGUGGUAAGCUCAGACAUAACAUUUGUGACAAUGUUCAUGCAUAAUAGUUGUUGCUAUGAUCAUAUAUCACAGUGGUGAGUGAGUUCAUAUAUCACAGUGGUGGGUGAGUUCAUAUAUAACAGUGGUGGGUGAGUUCAUAUAUCACAGUCGUUGGUAAGCUCAGACAUCAAAUUUGUGACAAUGUUCAUGUAUAAUAGUUGUUGCUAUGAUCAUAUAAAACAGUGGUGGAUGAGUUCAUAUAUCACAGACAUUGGUAAGCUCAGACAUCACAUUUGUGACAAUGUUCAUGUAUAAUAGUUGUUGCUAUGAUCAUAUAUCACAGUGGUGGGUGAGUUCAUAUAUCACAGUCGUGGGUAAGCUCAAACAUCACAUUUGUGACGAUUUUCAUGUAUAAUAGUUGUUGCUAUGAUCAUAUAUCACAGUGGUGGGUGAGUUCAUAUAUCACAGUCGUGGGUAAGCUCAGACAUCACAUUUGUGACAAUUUUCAUGUAUAAUAGUUGUUGCUAUGAUCAUAUAUCACAGUGGUGGGUGAGUUCAUAUAUCACAGUCGUGGGUAAGCUCAGACAUCACAUUUGUGACAAUGUUCAUGUAUAAUAGUUGUUGCUAUGAUCAUAUAUCACAGUGGUGGGUGAGUUCAUAUAUCACAGUAGUGGGUGAGUUCAUAUAUCACAGUGGUGGGUGAGUUCAUAUAUCACAGUCGUUGGUAAGCUCAGACAUCACAUUUGUGACAAUGUUCAUGUAUAAUAGUUGUUGCUAUGAUCAUAUAAAACAGUGGUGGGUGAGUUCAUAUAUCACAGUCGUGGGGUAGCUCACACAUCACAUUUGUGACGAUGUUCAUGUAUAAUAGUUGUUGCUAUGAUCAUAUAAAACAGUGGUGGAUGAGUUCAUAUAUCACAGACAUUGGUAAGCUCAGACAUCACAUUUGUGACAAUGUUCAUGUAUAAUAGUUGUUGCUAUGAUCAUAUAUCACAGUGGUGGGUAAGCUCAGACAUCACAUUUGUGACAAUGUUAAGCUAUAAUAGUUGUUGCUAUGAUCAUAUAUCACAGUCGUGGGUAAGCUGAGACAUCUUUUUUGUAACAAUGUUCAUGUAUAAUAGUUGUUGCUAUGAUCAUAUAUCACAGUCGUGUGUAAGCUCAGACAUCUUAUUUGUAACAAUGUUCAUGUAUAAUAGUUGUUGCUAUGAUCAUAUAUCACAGUCGUUUGUAAGCUCAGACAUCACAUUUGUGACAAUGUUCAUGUAUAAUAGUUGUUGCUAUGAUCAUAUAUCACAGUGGUGGGUGAGUUCAUAUAUCAAUGUCGUUGGUAAGCUCAGACAUCACGUUUGUGACAAUUUUCAUGUAUAAUAGUUGUUGCUAUGAUCAUAUAUCACAGUGGUGGUUGAAUUCAAUAUCACAGUGGUGGGUGAGUUCAUAUAUCACAGUGGUGGGUGAGUUCAUAUAUCACAGUCGUUGGUAAGCUCAGACAUCACAUUUGUUACAAUGUUCAUGUAUAAUAGUUAUUGCUAUGAUCAUAUAUCACAGUGGUGGGUGAGUUCGUAUAUCACAGUGUUGGGUGAGUUCAUAUAUCACAGUGGUGGGUGAGGUCAUAUAUCACAGUGGUGGGUGAGUUCAUAUAUCACAGUGGUUGAUGAGUUCAUAUAUCACAGUCGUGGGUGAGUUCAUAUAUCACAGUGGUGGGUGAGUUCAUAUAUCACAGUGGUGGGUGAGUUCGUAUAUCACAGUGGUGGGUGAUUUCAUAUAUAUUACAGUGCUGGGUGAGUUCAUAUAUCACAGUGGUGGGUGAGUUCAUAUAUCAAAGUGGUGGGUGAGUUCAUAUAUCACAGUGGUGGGUGAGUUCAUAUAACACAGUGGUGGGUGAGUUCAUAUAUCACAGUGGUGGGUGAGUUCAUAUAUCACAGUGGUUGGUGAGUUCAUAUAUCACAGUGGUGGGUGAGUUCAUAUAGGACAGUGGUGUGUGAGUUCAUAUAUCACAGUGGUGGGUGAGAUCGUAUAUCACAGUGGUGGGUGAGUUCAUAUAUCACAGUGCUGGGUGAGUUCAUAUAACGCAGUGGUGGGUUAGUGCAUAUAUCACAGUCGUGUGUAAAUUCACACAUCACUUUUGUAACUAUGUUUAUAUAUCAUAUACGUGGCUAUGUUCAUAAAUCAAAGUUUAGAAUGUGCUCAUGUUUCAUAGUCUUUGCUAUGUUCAUAGAAGCACAGUCGUGGCUAUGUUCUUAUAUCAAUGUCUUGGCUAUGGCGAAGUCGUGUUGAUUUAUACACUAAUAAUACUGGGGUCAUUGGACAUACGAGAAUUGAAUGCUAAAAAUAGUUGCUAAAUCUAAAUGAAAUUUUUUAGUCAAAUGGACAGCAUCAAUGACGAAGGGACAGUUUACAUUUCAAGGGGACGAUAUUUCUGUCUUUAUGAUUCGGCAAUGUUAGUGGGAUGUGAUAUUAAUUGGGAAUUUAAAUAUAUUAGCUAAACAUUUUCGGCACAUGCAAAGAUAGACAGCAUGCUACAUGUUCAAAAGAAGUUUAGACUAUCACAAGAUAGACAGCAUGCUACAUGUUCAAAAGAAGUUUAGACUAUCACAUGAUAGACAGCAUGCUACAUAUUCAAAAGAAGUUUAGACUAUCACAAGAUAGACAGCAUGCUACAUGUUCAAAAGAAGUUUAGACUAUCACAAGAUAGACAGCAUGCUGCAUGUUCAAAAGAAGUUUAGACUAUCACAAGAUAGACAGCAUGCUACAUGUUCAAAAGAAGUUUAGACUAUCACAAGAUAGACAGCAUGCUGCAUGUUCAAAAGAAGUUUAGACUAUCACAAGAUAGACAGCAUGCUACAUGUUCAAAAGAAGUUUAGACUAUCACAAGAUAGACAGCAUGCUGCAUGUUCAAAAGAAGUUUAGACUAUCACAAGAUAGACAGCAUGCUACAUGUUCAAAAGAAGUUUAGACUAUCACAAGAUAGACAGCAUGCUACAUGUUCAAAAGAAGUUUAGACUAUCACGCGUCAUACAUCAAGAUAUACAAUAGUCAAUGAAACAUUUAGUGUCACAAACAUUAGUUUUGUUUCCAUGUAUUCUUGACCCGAUGAUUUCACCUUUCAGCUCCAGUUUGUAAUCGAUCAGAUUUACAUUUCUAAGCCGCAUGAAUUCAAUUAAUUACUUAAAGUAAAAUGCACUACGUGUAAGUGUGUAAUUUUUUAAUCAAAUGAAAAGAUUUACUGGGGACUGUUUUGAACUAUUCUACACAAAAAUCUCAUGUCAGUGCAUUUCUCAAGUUACAGUUUAUCCAGGACAAUGCUGAUUAAGAUUUCAAAAUAAUAUCCAUCGCAGUGUCAACAGGUGCGGAAAAAUCCCUGAUGGUAACCUCUCCCCCCGCCAAUCGAUGAUGGAUUUCUUCGUGUUAAAAUAAAUCCACUUGAUAAUAAUGAACAGAACAAAAACAAAUUAAUUGAGAGUCAGGAGGUUCAUGUAAUUAAGAACUUUAACAUUUAUUUUGAAUCGCCAUAACAUAAUAUUAUUUGCUUUCAAAGUUUCUUGUCACUUACGAAGGCUACCGAAGACUUCAAUCCGCGUUGAGUCAUGGUCAAAACGAUGUUUUUUGUGACCUAGCCUUAGGGUCACCAAAUUUCUGAACUUUUAAGCUUUGACUUUUAAUAAGCCACGUCUUUGGAUUUGUCACGUGUGAGGAAACUUUAAGAAGGUUUCUUUAUGCUUUGAUGAACUACGGUGAGACCGAGCAGUGUUUUCUCUGUCAAAAUGAUUUCUUUCAAGUUGGAAUCCCCGAUGAAACGGUAUCUCACAGUGUUGUCCGCAGCCCACUUUCGGCACACACUAGUUACGCCACUGCGACAUGAUAUGUACAUGUCAUCUGGAUUCUACCUGGCUGUUGUUACAUUUAUUUGUCUUGGUAAAAUCUUUCACUUCAUUCAUCGCUUGAGGUUCUGUAGACACCAGACAAAGUGAUUGCUUAGACACCAAUCUAUGUGAGUGUAUAGACACCAGUCUAUGUGAUUGUAUAGACACCAGUCUAUGUGUAUGGACGCCACUCUAUGUGUUUAGACACCAGUCUAAGUGUAUAGACACCAGCAUAUUUGUAUAGACACCAGUCUAUGUGUUUAGACAUCACUCUAUGUGUAUAGACACCAGUCUAUGUGUAUAGACACCAGUCUAUUUGUAUAGACACACGUCUAUGUGUAUAUACACCAUUCUAUGUGUAUAGACACCAGUCUAUGUGUAUAGACACCAGUCUAUGUGUAUAGACACAUGUCUAUGUAUAUAGACACAAGUCUAUGUGUCUAGACACCAGUCGAAGAGAUUUUAUAGACACACAUCUAGGUGAUUGAAUGGACACAUAUAUAAGUGAAUGUAAUGACACCAAUCUAAGUGAUUGAAUUGACAAAACAAUCCAAGUGAUUGCAUAGGCAUCAAUCUAAGUGAUUGGAUGGACACCAAUCUAAGUUUUUGUAUAGACACCUAUCUAAGCGAUUGUACUUAACCAAUCUAAGUGAUUGUUUGGACACCAAUCCGAGUGAUUUGAUGGACACAAUGCUAAGAGACUGGAUGGGGAAUAAUCUAAGUUAUUCGAUUAAUAUAAAUCUAAGUGAUUGAAUGGGCACCAAUGUAAGUGAUUGAAUGGGCACCAAUCUAAGUGAUUGAAUGGGCACCAAUGUAAGUCUUUGGAUUGACAACAAUCUAAGUGAUUGGAUGAAAACCUGUAUAAGUGGAUUUUAUUUAACCAAUCAAAGGGUUUGGUUUUACACAAAUGUAAAUGCAUUGAUUGACCACUAUCUGUAGUCACCAAUUGAUUGUAUAGUCACCAAUUUAAGUGAUUGUAUAGACACAGAUCUAUGAUAUUGUCUUACACCAAUCUAAAUGAUUGGAUUGACACCAAUUAAAGUGAUUGAAUUGACAGCAAUCCGAGUGAUUUAAUCGUUACCAAACUAAGCGAUUGUAUGGUUACCGAUUCAAGUGAUUGUAUUGAACGAAUCUAAGUGACUGGAUGCACAAAUCUAAAUGAUUGUAAGGCAACCAAACUGAAUUAUUGGAUGGACACCAAUCGAAUUGAUUGGGUAAACUAAAUUUUAAGUGAUUGUAUAAAAUUCAAUCUAAGUGAGUUGAUGGAUACCAGUUUAGUCGAUUGGACUGACAGUAUCUAAGUUAUUGUAUGGACACAAGUCUAAGUUAUUGUAUGGACACAAGUCUAAGUUAUUGUAUGGACACAAGUCUAAGUUAUUGAAAGGACACAAGUCUAAGUUAUUGUAUGGACACAAGUCUAAGUUAUUGUAUGGACACCAAUUUAAGUGAUUGGAUUGGCGCAAAUCUUAGUGAUUGUAUAUAACCAAUCUAAGUGAGUGGAUAUACAUAAAUAUAAAUGAUUAGAUUGACACCAAUCUAAGUAACUGUAUUGAGACCCUUCUAAAGUUUUUGUAUAGACGCAUAUGUAUGUGAUUGUAUUCAACCAAUUUAAGUGUUUGGAUCGACACCAAUCUUAUUGAAUUAAUUGACACGAUUGUAUAGUUAACUAUCUAAAUGAUUGUAUAAACACAUAUAUUAGUGAUGGUAUUUAACCAAUCAAAGUUAUUGGAUGAACCACAAACUAAAUGAUUGGAUGAACCCCAAACUAAAUGAUUGGAUGAACCCGAAAAUAAAUGAUUGGAUGAACCCCAAACUAAAUGAUUGGAAGAACCCUCAAACUAAAUGAUUGGAUGAACCCCAAACUAAAUGAUUGGAUGAACCCCAAACUAAAUGAUUGGAUGAACCCCAAACUAAAUGAUUGGAUGAACCCCAAACUAAAUGAUUGGAUGAACCCAUAACUAAAUGAUUGGAUGAACCCCAAACUAAAUGAUUUGAUGAACCCCAAAAUUAAUGAUUGAAUGAACCCCAAACUAAGUGAUUGGAUGGACACACAUCUAAGUGAUUGGAUGGACACACAUCUAAGUGAUUGGAUGGACACACAUCUAAGUGAUUGGAUGGACACAUAUCUAAGUGAUUGGAUGGACACACAUCUAAGUGAUUGGAUGGACACAUAUCUAAGUGAUUGGACGGACACAUAUCUAAGUGAUUGGAUGGACACAUAUCUAAGUGAUUGGAUGGACACAUAUCUAAGUGAUUGGAUGGACACAUAUCUAAGUGAUUGGAUGGACACAUAUCUAAGUGAUUGGAUGGACACAUAUCUAAGUGAUUGGAUGGACACAUAUCUAAGUGAUUGGAUGGACACAUAUCUAAGUGAUUGGAUGGACACAUAUCUAAGUGAUUGGACGGACACAUAUCUAAGUGAUUGGAUGGACACAUAUCUAAGUGAUUGGAUGGACACAUAUCUAAGUGAUUGGAUGGACACAUAUCUAAGUGAUUGGAUGGACACAUAUCUAAGUGAUUGGAUGGACACAUAUCUAAGUUAUUGGAUGGACUUAUAUCUAAGGGAUUGUAUGGACACAUAUCUAAGUGAUUGGAUGGACACAUAUCUAAGUGAUUGGAUGGACACACAUCUAAGUGAUUGGACCGACACAUAUCUAAGUGAUUGGAGGGACACAUAUUUAAGUGAUUGGAUGGACACAUAUCUAAGUGAUUGGAUGGACACAUAUCUAAGUGAUUGGACGGACACAUAUCUAAGUGAUUGGAUGGACACAUAUCUAAGUGAUUGGAUGGACACAUAUCUAAGUGAUUGGAUGGACACAUAUCUAAGUGAUUGGAUGGACACAUAUCUAAGUGAUUGGAUGGACACAUAUCUAAGUGAUUGGAUGGACACAUAUCUAAGUGAUUGGAUGGACACAUAUCUAAGUGAUUGGAUGGACACAUAUCUAAGUGAUUGGAUGGACACAUAUCUAAGUGAUUGGAUGGACACAUAUCUAAGUGAUUGGAUGGACACAUAUCUAAGUGAUUGGAUGGACACAUAUCUAAGUGAUUGGAUGGACACAUAUCUAAGUGAUUGGAUGGACACAUAUCUAAGUGAUUGGAUGGACACAUAUCUAAGUGAUUGGAUGGACACAUAUCUAAGUGAUUGGAUGGACACAUAUCUAAGUGAUUGGAUGGACACAUAUCUAAGUGAUUGGAUGGACACAUAUCUAAGUGAUUGGAUGGACACAUAUCUAAGUGAUUGGAUGGACACAUAUCUAAGUGAUUGGAUGGACACAUAUCUAAGUGAUUGGAUGGACACAUAUCUAAGUGAUUGGAUGGACACAUAUCUAAGUGAUUGGAUGGACACAUAUCUAAGUGAUUGGAUGGACACAUAUCUAAGUGAUUGGAUGGACACAUAUCUAAGUGAUUGGAUGGACACAUAUAUAAGUGAUUGGAUGGACACAUAUCUAAGUGAUUGGACGGACACAUAUCUAAGUGAUUGGAUGGACACAUAUCUAAGUGAUUGGAUGGACACAUAUCUAAGUGAUUGGACGGACACAUCUAAGUGAUUGGAUGGACACAUAUCUAAGUGAUAGGAUGGACACACAUCUAAGUGAUUUGAUGGACACACAUCUAAGUGAUUGGAUGGACACACAUCUAAGUGAUUGGACGGACACAUAUCUAAGUGAUUGGAUGGACACACAUCUAAGUGAUUGGAUGGACACAUAUCUAAGUGAUUGGAUGGACACACAUCUAAGUGAUUGGAUGGACACACAUCUAAGUGAUUGGAUGGACACACAUCUAAGUGAUUGGAUGGACACAUAUCUAAGUGAUUGGAUGGACACACAUCUAAGUGAUUGGAUGGACACAUAUCUAAGUGAUUGGAUGGACACACAUCUAAGUGAUUGGAUGGACACAUAUCUAAGUGAUUGGAUGGACACACAUCUAAGUGAUUGGAUGGACACACAUCUAAGUGAUUGGAUGGACACAUAUCUAAGUGAUUGGAUGGACACAUAUCUAAGUUAUUGGAUGGACACACAUCUAAGUGAUUGGACGGACACAUAUCUAAGUGAUUGGAUGGACACACAUCUAAGUGAUUGGAUGGACACACAUCUAAGUGAUUGGAUGGACACACAUCUAAGUGAUUGCAUGGACACAUAUCUAAGUGAUUGGAUGGACACAUAUCUAAGUUAUUGGAUGGACACACAUCUAAGUGAUUGGACGGACACAUAUCUAAGUGCUUGGACGGACACAUAUCUAAGUGAUUGUAUUGAACCAAUCUAAAUUAUUAACUUGACACCAAUCCAUGUGAUUGGAUUGACACCAAUUUAAGUGAUUGGAUUGACACCAGUCUAAAUGAUUGGUUGGACAUCAAAUACAAUGAAUGUAUAGUCACCAAAUUAAGUGAUUGCAUAGAGGCAACUAAAAGUUAUUGUAUUAAAACAAUCUAAAUGAUUGGAACAACACCAUUCAAAGUGUUUGCCUUUACUCAAAUCUAAUUGAUUCACACCAAUCUUUGUGAGUUAAACGACACCAAUCUAAUCGAUUGUAUAGUUACUAAUCUAAGUGAUUGGAUAGAGACCUAUCUAAGUGAUUUGAUUAACAUCAAUAUAAUUUAUCGACAGGACAUCAAUUGAAGUGAAUGGAUGAAAACCAAUGUAAGUCAACUGAUGGACAGCAAUCGAAGUGAUUGGAUGGGCACCAAUUUAUUUGGAUUGUCACCCAUCAAAGUUAUUGAAUAGACACCUAUCUAAGUGUUUGUAUUUAAUAAAUCAAAAUGAUUUGAUUUAAACCAAUAUAAAUGCUUGGAUUAACACCUUUCUAAGUGAUUGGAUGGACACCAAUUGAAGGGUUUGGAUAGACACCAGUUUAAGUGAUUGGAUGGACAUCAAUAAAAAUGAUUGUAUAGUCACCAAUUUAAGUAAUUGUCUAGACUCAUAUCUAAGUGAUUGUAUUGAACCAAUAAAAAAAUCAGAUGGAUACCAAUCUGACUGACUGGAUUGACACCAAUUUAAGUCAUUGAAUAGACACCAAUCUAGGCAAUUAGAUGAACACCAAUGUAAGUAUUUGAAAUAUAUAUAUCUAAGUGAUUGGGUGAACUCAAUUCUAAUUGAAUGAAUGGAUACAAAUCUAAGUGAUUGAAAUGACACCAAUCUAAGUGAUUGGAUGGACACCAAUCUAAGUGAUUGGAUGGACACCAAUCUAAGUGAUUGAAAUGACACCAAUCUAAGUGAUUGGAUGGACACCAAUCUAAGUGAUUGAAAUGACACCAAUCUAAGUGAUUGAAAUGACACCAAUCUAAGUGAUUGGAUGGACACCAAUCUAAGUGAUUGAAAGGACAAUAAUCUAAGUGAUUGAAUGGACUUCAAUCUAAGUUAUUGAAUCGACAUCAAUCUAAUUGAUUGGAUGGACACCAAUGGACAUGAUUUCAAGGAAGGUUUAUUCAAAUAAAAGAAGAUGAUUGAAAUCUAAUCAGUGUUUGUAUGAAAGUUUGUAUCACUUAUUUGUCUUCUGACCUAUGGACCAUUCAAAGAUAGGCACUCAGUUUUACUGGGAUAAGUCCAUAUUUGAUGCGCAUCGCAUCCUUGAUUUAAAUCGUUAUAUUAUAGAAUUUUUAUAAGUCAUGCCUAGAGUUAUAUAUAAUUAUUGCUUUAUAUAAAGGGACCAACUUAAAAAUAGACAGACUAUUUCAAGGCAGCCCUUGAAAAUUGGGGGCUGUUUAGUAUUGUUUAAUAAUUGUUAAAACAAUGAAUCAGCUGAUAGAGUCCAUCAAAGAUGACGUUACAGAAUCUGUUUGAUUGGACAUUGAUUUAUAAUAAGUCCAUGUCAUUUAACAUCAUCUUCAAAAUACUAAGUCCAUCUCAAGUAACAUCCUCUACAUACCACUAAGUCCGUCUCAAGUAACAUCCUCUACAUAUCACUAAGUCCAUCUCAAGUAACAUUCUCUACAUACCACUAAGUCCGUCUCAUGUAACAUCCUCUACAUACCACUAAGUCCACCUCAAGUAACAUCCUCUACAUACCACUAAGUCCGUCUCAUGUAACAUCCUCUACAUACCACUAAGUCCAUCUCAAGUAACAUCCUCUACAUACCACUAAGUCCAUCUCAAGUAACAUCCUCUACAUACCACUAAGUCCGUCUCAAGUAACAUCCUCUACAUACCACUAAGUCCAUCUCAAGUAACAUCCUCUACAUACCACUAAGUCCGUCUCAUGUAACAUCCUCCACAGUCGAACCAUCAAGGCCACAGUGUACGUGGGUGACUAUAGGAAUCAUCUUCACCCUGACUUGCACAGUGACUCUCAACCCUGGAGGCAUCUGUACCCUUCAUGAAUAUAAUGUACGUCAGUACAAAUUGUAGUUAAGUAUGUUCAAUGGAAUGGAAAAUAAUCAAAUAAUUAGAGACUUUAUUAGACAGUAUAUUGGGGAGCAUAUUAGUGAGUAUAUUGGAGAGUACAUUGGAGAGCAUAUUGGACAGCAUAUUGGAAAGCAUAUUGGAGAGCAUAUUAGAGAUUAUAUCAGAGUGUAUAUAAAAGAGUAUAUUAUAUAAUAUAUUAGAGAGUAUAUUUAAGAGUAUAUUUGAGAGUUUCUUAGAGUGCAUAUCAGAGAUUAUAUUAGAGACUAUAUAUGAAAGAUUAUUAUUAUACUAAAAUGUUGACAUGUAAGUUGUUUUUUCUUAAUAUUAUCUAGUUUAAUAAUUUUCCCUGGAGGUUUCAUAAAAAAUGUCCAACUCUGAAAGUGUGUAGUUGUUCUCCUUUGAUUAAACUUUAAAUUUAUCUUGAUCAGAUCUGUUCACUCUUUAACCUCUUAAAAUCGCACAAUAUCAUCACAAAAUCGUUAAAUACAUUAUCGUAAUAGUAAAAAAUAAACAUACAGUAUAUAUAAUGUAUAAUUCUCAAAAUCGUACAUUGUACGCCAAAAUCUUAAGAGUAAACAGGUCUGCUGCAUCCAUUAGGCACAGAAACUAGAAACCACUAAACUAUUAUUAUCUUCUCUCUUAUGAUAUACACAGUUGGACUCAGGACCAGGGCUGUGGACCUUUGACGUGACGUAUACACACACAACAUAUAAGACGCAAGGGCUGACACACACCACUUGUGUCUUUCAUGGAAAGAUCAUCUUCCCAUCAAGUCAACACCUCCGUCUCACGGUCUCUGUAGCCCCUAAUGUAACAAAUUACGGCUACCUCAAAUCAAUGUCAACUCCCAUUGACGUCUACGUUAACAGUGAGUCUCGCCUCAAGACUUCAGAACAAUAGUAUUUAACAAAUACACUUAUAGUUAGUGGAUUAGCCAGGGUUGGUGUCACAUGGUGUGAUAAAAACAUGGUGUAACCCUCCCCCCCCCCCCCCCCCCCCAGGAUUGAUUUCCUCGUGUUAAAAUAAGUUCACAGUAUAAGAAUGACAUGAAAAAAAAAUAAUCAUUGAAGGUCAGGCGUUUAAUUUAUUUAAGAACAUUAACAUGUACUUAGAAUCACCCGACCACAUCGCAUUUGAAAUUAAGUAGAAAGUUUUAUUUUCAGAAUUUAGAUAAAUAUAGCUUCCUGUUACGACAGUUGCCGAAAAAUUCAAUCGGCUUUGAAUCAUUGUCAAACCAGCGUUUUUCUGACUUGUUAUAGGGUCACCUCAUUUCUGACGCAUCCGCCUUGAACUUUUAAUAAAGCACGCAUGUGCUUUGGUUACAUGUGUGGAUAAGUUAUGUAUCAUUGGUUAUCGUUUCAUGAAUUUUUUUUUUAAUUUUUUUUUUUUUUGGGGGGGGGGGGGUGUGCAAGCAGUGUGUGCUCUGUAAAAUUGCAAUUUUUUAUUUUGCGUCAUUCCUGAGAUGGUGUCACCCGUUACGGUCAGCAUUCCCGCACCCCACUAGCUACGCCCGUGCUUGUAGCAAUAUUUAUAAGCUACUUUUAACUCUUUGAUAUUUAAACUACUUUAUGUAUAUAUUUCUGGCCUAUUUGUGUAACCAAUGAAGGUUUAAUCUAUACAAUUAUAAAAGGAUGGCCCCGUGUUUCAUGGAUCGUUUCAAGUUUCCAGAUUUUCUAAUGAGCACUGUGGAUUUAAAUUGUAUAGUUUCUGAAAGGAGCCAACACUCAACGUUUUAUACAGUAUGACGUCUAGAUGGUAUUAGUGGAGCAGAGGCAUGUUGUCUUGAACGCAUAAGCACGUUGAUCAGCAGUGCAUAGUGCCAGUCGUAAAAAUGUAUAAGUGUUAGGUAGUAGUUGGAAAUGGGUCUUUCGUUGGUAUAUUAUACAAAUCCUAGAAAAGAUAAGAUUCAUUUAUUGAUCCAAAUAAAUGGAUAUGUUUUGUGAUUGCAUUAUACAUUUUCAGCACAAAAAUAAAACAAUUUGAACACAAUACAUUUAUAAUAAAUUAUUUCAAACAGCUAUUCAGUGAGUUCUCUUAGCAAAAUCGGGGACUUAUUAGAUCUCAUUCAAAUGUGUGACAUUCCGAGGAAGCACGCCGGUAAAUUCCUACAGAUUUGGGAACAAAGGAAUUUUUAUAUUUAUCAGUCCUCGCCCUGAUGGAAAGAAUUCGUCCCGAACGGCCCGAUCCUAAGCAUCUGUGAUGAAGAGGGUGAGAUGUAUCAUCCAAAAUGUAUUUAGUUUUGCAAAAACAUCUUUCUUCAAAUAGUUCUUCAAGUGAAGGAUGUUUAGUUUAUGUUAUGUUCCUAACUUUCUUGAAUAGUCGGUUUAUGCGGUGUUUAAUAUCAGACGUUGAAUUCCCACACCAGCAGGUAAUACUGAAAUUAAGCAGGCUUCCAAUAGUUGCACUGUAGAAUAAGUUAACGACUUGCUUGUUUACCCCAAAAUUGUACAGUUUUUUGAGGUAGAACAGUCUUUGGUUGAAUUUGUUAUACAGCAUUUGGCCGUGCUCAUGCCAUGAUAGCUAAUUAUUAAUUGUGACACCUAAAUACUUGUAUGCCUCCACUUUCUCCACAUUUCGAUUUUUUAAGUUGAGAUAUAAAACCACAAGAGUUGAACUUAGGAUUAUGUCAAGUUGAUACAGAUUUAUUUAAUAAAACGGUGGUUUUCUGUUCCAGAUCCAACCACAAGUUAUGAUCACGUGAUUUAUACAACUAGGCGCUACACGCACGGUAAGACACAUUUGUAGUGGUUGCUACUAGCAGGGUAAGACAUAUUUGUAAUGGUUGCUACUAGCAGGGUAGACAUAUUUGUGACGGUGGUAAUGGCACUGAAAGACACAUAUCUAGUGCCUGCUACAAGCAUGGUAAGACAUUUUUAAUGGCUGCUUCUAGCAGGGUAAAACAUUUAUGUAAUAUUCUGCUACUAGCCUGGUAAGACAUAUUUAUAACCGUUUUUUCUAACUGGGUGAGACAUAUUUCUGGUGGCUUCUACUAGCAGGGUGAGACGUAUUUCUAAUGGCUACUACUAGCAGUAUUUAUGUCGUAAUCAGGUUUUCCAUGCUCUAACUACGAAAAUAUUCGAUUAAUUAAUAAAGAAUCUUGCUUCUCAGAAAUUCAGCUUUUGCGGUAGACUCUGGAACGAAUUAACCGCGAUAAACACGGGUGUACUGUAUACCAUUGAACUGUAUUAUCUAAUAUUAACGGAAUUGACAUGAUGAAAUCUUCCUUUAAAAGUGAACCAAACUUUUGCCUUUGUUGCCUACUUUUAUUUUGGAAAAUCAUAAAACAAAGAAUUCUUAUCUAAAGAUCAAUCUCUUAACCGUUUUUCAUGUUUGUAAUAUAAUUGAGUGUCUGUUUUACAGAAAUGUUAUCAAUGUCAUAAAAAAUUUCCAGCAGUAGAACCUAUUCUUUUCACAAGUAAAAAUCAUUUUUUGAACCAAUCUUUGUUUACACCCAUAACUAUAAAUAAAAUGAAAUUAAAUGAGAUUAAAUUUUCACCUGUGUAAAAAAAAUUUUUUUUUUAAAUGUAUGGCUAAAUUAUAUAAAUGUAUCCCCGAAUAUAUAUGAAACCAAGAAGGUUAAUUAUUUAUAAAAUUCAUUCCUUUAUUCUGAGACGAAUCUGGUGUCGCCUUUGGUAUCAAAAUAUAAAUAAUUAAUUAGUUUUAAGGUAGAAAUAAGUAAAUAUUAUUUACAUAUUUUAUAAAAGUACUGCUACAUUAAAAAAAAAUAAUUAACAUGAGUAAGAGCUCACAUAUUAACAUAAUGAAUUGUUUCGCAUAAUGUAUUGUUUCCACAAUUCUGUAUCAAAAGGAAGUUCGAUAUAUUUAUAUGUGAUGUGUAGACGUACAAGUGGAAAAAGACGUGAAAAAGAUUUUAAGUAAAGAAGGCGCUUGCCGUGAUCUAUGUACAUCUUAUAACAUCGUGAUAGUUGUCCCACAAAUCUGAGUGAGCCAUUAUAUAUAUCUAUAUAUAUAUGAAGUACAAGGAUGACGAUAAUUAUGUUUUCUCCAAACAGGAGCUUUAUUUUAUAUUGUGAGACGUGAAAUAUUCUGUGAAUGAACAUAAUGAUUCCAGAUAGGGUAUUCAGCCUCAUGUUUUAAUAAAAAGAUAAUUAUCAUAGUCAUAAUGAGGAACGCUGGAUAAGCAAAUACAAGAAGGAUUACAACAUUAGACAAUACUCAUAAUGAUAUCACAUAGACGUUACAAUUGUACUUCGUUGUUACAAUAUGUCUUACAUUAUCCUCAAUUAUAUAUAAUAAAAUUUAAAACAAAAGUAAUUGUUGACCCUUGAAAACCAUACAUUUGAUUUAACAUUACACGCUCAUUAAAAGAACUCGUAUAUACUGAAAGACUGAUAAUAAGUUGAUUUUAGCAGAAAGGUCAAUAAUUAGCCACUAGAAAAUAUCACAGGAUCACUUAACAUUUGCCCAUUCGAUAUAAUUUAAACGAUUUGUUUUUUAUUGAAUACCACAGAGUUAAUUUAAAAUUGACGCUUGAGCAAUCAGAAUUUUGUACUAAAACAAGUACGGAGAAAAUGUCAUUGGCGUGAUAAUCGAAAUGUUAGUUCACAAAAAUGUUACCAUUUUUUUUUUUGCUUGAUUCUCAUGUAGAAAUAUGUAUAUUUUUGUAAGCUGUGCCAAUAGAUGGGACAGUUUGUUUUUAAUUCUAUUCAAAAGCGAAACGCGUUUGAGAAUUUAAUAAACACUGGUUAUUUUUAAACGCUAAAUUAUUCUGGAAAUUUUCUGACAAAAGCAACACAUUUGAAGAAAAUAAACACAUUGGAAACAUUCACUAUGUGACCGUUAAAUUCUUUUACAAGUAUGUAUUUUUUAAAAAGUUUUUCUUUUGUCUUGCUAAACAUACAUGGAAUAGAGUAUAUUUAAUAUUAUAUUAAAAUCUUUAAAAAAAAAACCAUAAAGCCAUAACAGAAUGUAUAGAUCACACCUAUCCAUAUUUUUAAACUCCUUCUUUUAUAAAUAAAUAUAGUUUGAAAAUAGAUUUCAUGCGACUGAUCGUUCAGAAGAAAUGUAUUCAAUAUAUAGAACGUUGUAUUGAUUUAAGUUUAGUUUAAUACAGUGCACUUAAAGUUUUAAAACUGGUCAAGGUGCAAAAAAAAAAAAAAAAAUCAUUAAAAACAUUAUGCAUCCAAACUGCGUGGAGAAAAGCUGGAGCGACCCGAACGAUAUUUAGAACCGAAUGCUAUAGCCUCUAACAGAUUUGCUUUAAAUACACGGAGCAUCAAAUAUAUCGAGCGUAGCGAUAUUUGAUCGAUUCCACUAAAUGUAAUCGGUUAAAAGGCAAGAAUUACUCUGCUUUUAAAACUUUUUACAAAAUAAAAAGAUUUCAAAUAAUUUUAAUGUACAUACAUGUUCACUCUAGUGCUGUACACAGUUUGCUCCGGGGGGUAGUAGACCACGACCGGGGGCUGGGGUAGUAGACUUGCUCCGGGGGUACUAUACAUGCUUCCGGGGAGGGGCUUUUGACUUGCACUGCACGUGUAACCCCCCCCCCCCCCAGAGAUGCUCGAAAGAAAACCUUCUUCUGGUGAUGUUAGAGUUAUUUGCCUUAUUUCAUUUAGAUGUUGUGUUAAUUAUGUAUAUUAUUUGAUAUAAGUGGUGUGAAUUAUGUAUAUCAUUUCUUUCAGUUGAUUAUUCCGACGAUCAGUGGGAAAGAUGGAAAAUAAUGGCAGUUAUAUUUGGAGUUGUUGGUGGAGUCUUCAUACUAGGUCUAUUAAUAGCCUGCUGCUUUAGAAGACGAAAGAAUUCUCAAAGAUCAGCUGUGCCUGUUUCGGUUCAGUUUCGUAGGGACCGUUCUGUUGCGCAAGUGAACUUACCAAGUAUCGAUACUGUGGACGGGUUAAUAUAUUACAGAAACCGACAAAUGAGUGAUAGUCCGCCACCCUACAAUUCCGUAGUCGAUUCCAAUAAUGAAAUAUCAACUUGGUCCAAUGCUGUAGCGGCAAAUAAUAACACUGGUAAGGAAUAUUUUUAUGUUUUAACUAAUACUUCGUUUGUAUCAGUGAGUUCUUAUUAAGUGCUCGAUUUUGUCAAGAUUUUCCAUAGAGUAUGAGCUUAAGUUGACCAAUAUCCUAGAACUACCAAAAAAAUAACUAGUUAUCACACCUUCUUGCAAAUAUCCAAUUAACCCUUACCCUACCCGGAAAUAACCGAACUCCAACUAGCCAACCCCAACUAGCCAACCCCAAAUAGCCAACAUCAACUAGACUACCACAUUUAGCCAGCACUAACUAGCCAACAUCAACUAGACUACCACAUUUAGCCAACCCCAACUAGCCAACAUCAACUAGACUACCACAUUUAGCCAGCACUAACUAGCCAACAUCAACUAGACUACCACAUUUAGCCAGCACUAACUAGCCCACAUCAACUAGACUACCACAUUUAGCCAGCACUAACUAGCCCACAUCAACUAGACUACCACAUUUAGCCAGCACUAACUAGCCCACAUCAACUAGACUACCACAUUUAGCCAGCACUAACUAGCCCACAUCAACUAGACUACCACAUUUAGCCAACCCCAAUAUGGCAAACUAUAACUAGACAACCCAACUAACCAGCACAACUAGCUAGCUGUCCAACCCCAACUAGCCAACCCCAAAUAGCCAACAUCAACUAGACAACCCAACUAACCAGCACAACUAGCUAGCUGUCCAACCCCAAAUAGCCAACAUCAACUAGACAACCGAACUAACCAGCACAACUAGCUAGCUGUCGACCCCAAAUAAACAACCCCAAGGAGCCAACCCCAAAUUAGCCAACCCCAAAUUAGCCAACCCCAAAUCAGCGAAUUCAAUCUAAUCAACCUCCGCCUACUCAACCUCCUACAAGCUCAGACACUCUGAAGCAAAGCUUGAACAAUUCUUUGAAUGAUAUGACAGUUGAUAUUGACGGUGUGCAUGGUAUUUUGUACACACAUACCAGCUCGUGACGCUGUGAGAGUCUUUAGACUAUAAAUAAACCUUCUGUGCUUUUUUCUUUUUUAAACGCAAUGUUAUGACCAUUUCCAUCAACUGAAAAUUUAAACUUACAAUGUGAAGGUAAUUUGACACGGUACUCAAAGAGAUGGACCAUAAUAACUAGUUGUUUAGUAAUAAUAGUUUUUUGUCUAUUUCAGAGGUAGAAGAACCCCCACCACCCUAUCCAGGCAAAUAAACAAAAGCUCGAGUUUGUCAUGGUUCAUUUGGCCAUCUCUUCAUGCGUGACCUGUGAGAGUCAAGCUGAUCUUGUUACUAGAUAACUAUAUAUGAUGCGAGAUCAAGAGAGAACCCGCCCACACACACACACACACCCACACAUACCCACACACACCCACACGCACACGCACACACACACGCAAACAAACACAAACACACACAGCCCAUCCAAAAUAACCAGAUUGUCAACAACGAUAUCACUGUGCUAUAACCAAACAAUUUAUUGAAACCUCAACACUUUCAUCAUCCUCUUCUACUCUACACAUUUUCAAUAGUGACGUUGACAAACCUUCCUGCUAUAUUCUUCCAAACAUUCACAAAGUAGGCAACCCUGGACGACCUAUUGUGUCAGCCUGCUCAUGUCCUACGGAAAACAUUUAAGAAUUUGUAUUUGAUGUUUUUUAAACUCUAUUGUAACCGCUUCACACACUUACAUUAAGGACGACAGCCACGCUUUAAACACAUUUGAUUCCCUGACACAAAAGACUUAGUGUUUUUACUUGAUAUCUUCUCCUUACACACAUCUAUGCGACAUACGGACGGUCUUAAUUAAGGAUUGGAGAUUUUUCCUUCAGUGCAAAACACAUCUAUCCAUCCCUACUGACCCCAUUAUUUGACUUGCUGAACUGGUACUCAUCCUUAACUCUUUUGAAUUCAAUGGUCAUAUAACUGAACAAAUUAGUGUCAUGGCCAUGGAUACAAAAUGGGCCCUAUGUAUGCCUGCCUUUUUUGGUCAUUGCAAAUAUAUGCGGGAAAGAAGGCAUAUACUGGUCGUAUUAUGUGGGAAAGGAGGCACAUACUGGCCGUAUGAUCUAAUUUGAUAAGAGAUGCCUUGAUUUGGCAUUGGCAUCAAUGUCAUGGAAACUAAUGAAUUCCGAAAAUUAUGGAUUCUCUAAACUUUAAAGUUACUUCCCAAAACUCUUGGUAUUCUGUCACCUUUCUUGAUAUUACCCUAAUCUUAAAAGAUAACAGAUUAUUCACAACUGUCUAUUUCUAAGCAACUGACAGCCACAGUUAUUUAUUAUAUUUAUCCUUCCACUCAAAAUCAUGCAUAGACUCCAUCAAAAUUUCUCAACUUCUGAGAAUGCAUCAACUAUGCAAAUUUAGAGAAAGGCUCUUUAGUUAUGGCUGAUGAAAUGAUGGACUUCUUCUGCUCCAGAGGCUGGCCUUAUUUUGUCCCUCAUUCGUAUCACCUUAUCACACUCGGUGGGCCUUUCAAUCUUUUCAAACAAAAAUAAGGGUUUAACAAAAAACAUCCUUACCUACCACCAUCACAAAACUCAUCUUUACAUACCACUCUCACAAACUCUUCCUUACCUACCACCAUCACAAAACUCAUCUUUACCUAGCCCCCACAAAAACGUCCUUACCUACCACCAUCACAAAACUAAUCUUUACCUAGCCCCCACAAAAACGUCCUUACCUACCACCAUUACAAAACUCAUCUCUACCUAGCCCCCACAAAAACGUCCUUACCUACCACCAUCACAAAACUCAUCUUUACCUAGCCCCCACAAAAACGUCCUUACCUACCACCAUCACAAACUCAUCCUUACCUACCACCAUCACAAAACUCAUCCUUACCUACCACCAUCACAAA
Molecule: messenger RNA, 36903 nt
Organism: Lymnaea stagnalis (great pond snail)
Lineage: Eukaryota; Metazoa; Mollusca; Gastropoda; Lymnaeidae
Source: the annotation of a GenBank genome assembly